AUGGCGACCUCCAAGCCACGCCGUUCCAGUCGUACGAGGAGAACGGCGACGACUCUGGCGGAGAUCCCCGACCACCUCGUCGCGGAGAUCUUCCUCCGGCUGCCCGCCGCGGAAGACCUAGUCCGUGCCUCCGCCGCCUGCGUCUCCUUCCGUCGUCUCGUCACCGACAAAUCCUUUCUCCGCCACUUCCGCCGCCUCCACGACCCGCCCCUCCUCGCCUUUUUCGACCGCAACGGGUUCCACCAUCCCCUCCCGCCUCACCCCUUCGCGCCAGCCGCCAGCGCGCUCGCCGACGCCGCCGACCUCUCCUUCUCCUUCUUCCCCAACCACGGCCGCUGGUCCGUUCAGGACAUCCGUGAAGGACGCAUCCUCCUCCUCCGCCCUGGCGCCGCCAAGCAGCCCCAGGUCUCGAUGGAGGCCGCGGUGUGCGACCCCUUGCACCGGAAGUACGUCCUGCUUCCCCCAGUACCUGAUGACCUGGCCGCUUCGAUGAUGCACCACCCGGCCACGGCGCACACACCCUGGUGCGAGGCUUUCCUUGUUCCCCUUGAUGAGGAGGCAGAGACGGCAUUCGGUGUGAUGUGGAUGUUACAUUUCACAACUAGGCUGGCAGUGUUCGUCUACUCCUCGACCACUAGACAGUGGCAAGCUGUUGCAUCCAAGGAGUGGAAUGAGUUGCUCCUUGGAAAGGGCAAGUCGACCAUGGUGUCACCGAUCGACCGUGACUUUUAUGGGCGCUAUUACGCCUAUGGCUGCUUCUACUGGGAGUCCACCAUGAUGGGGAAGAAAGAUUUGCUCGUGUUUGACACCCGGAGAAUGGAGUUCUCUAGUUGUGACCUCCCACCAAAAGAAUUGUGUCCGCUAGGUCUGGCCAUUGUGGAGGCAGGGGAAGCCAGGCUUGGCUUGUUCGGUAUCCAUGUUGAAGCCGGAAAGUUUGAUCUCUGUUAUUACAUCAAGGGAAACAAAUGUGAGAGUUCUAGCCAGUGGCAGCUGGAGAAGACAAUCCCAAUAUGUUCAGGCUGCUGGCCUGAUAUCAAAGCUGCAACCGGGAGGUACUUGCUCCUAGGAAAGUUUGGACCCAUGCGGUUCGUAAACUCAACUGCACACGAAGAUUUGGAAUAUAUCUCAGUUGAUGUCAAGACAUUGCAGCUUGCGAGGGUUUGUACUAAAUCUUCCGGGUUUGCCUUUUCCAAGACGUGGAUAUAUACCAACUUCCCACCAUCAUUGUCUUCACCAAAAAUAUGA
Molecule: messenger RNA, 1245 nt
Organism: Triticum turgidum subsp. durum (durum wheat)
Lineage: Eukaryota; Viridiplantae; Streptophyta; Magnoliopsida; Poales; Poaceae
Source: the annotation of a GenBank genome assembly